AAAAUAAAAAAAGAAUAAUUUACAGAAUAACACAAAGAAGAAGAUUGUAUGUAAUAAAGUUAUGCUGAAUUAAAAAGUUAGUAUUUUGUUACCAAUAAUAAUUUUGAGACAAAAAGUAAUAUUUAAAUUACUGAAAAUUAACAAAUAGAACAUUUACCUAAUCCAUAAAAAGCAUAAUAUACAUAAUUUGUUUCCUCAAACUAAAACAAAAAUAUAAUAGAAACUUUAUAAAAAUUAGGAGAUUUUAAUUAUAAAGAUAAUAGAUUUUUUUCUCAAUAGUUAACAAAUUAUGAUUUAAAUUUACCUUUUUUGGGUCCUUUUAUAUUUUAAGGGGGAUAAAUAUAUAUAGGAUAAUGGAAUAACGGGAAUAGGCACGGAUAAGGAAGAUAAUAUUGGAAAGAGGGUAGUAUAUAUGAAGGAUAUUGGGAAAAUGGUAAAAUAAAGAAUAUAUACUAAAAAAAAAAAAAAAAAGAUCAAGCACAUGGUUUUGGAAGAUUAAUUUAUUAAUCAGGAGACGCAUAUAUAGGUUAAUGGAAAAACGACUAGUGCGAAGGAUUUGGAAUUUAUUAUUUUUUCAAUGGAGGAAAAUAUGAAGGAUAAUGGAUUGGAGAUAAAUAUAAUGGAAAAGGAAUAGAACAUUGGCCUGAUGGGUCUUUUUAUGAAGGAGAUUUCAUUAAUUAAAAUAAAUAAGGGAAAGGAGUGUUUAAAUGGAAUGAUUAAUCGAUAUAUUAAGGGGAAUUUUAUAAUAAUUUUAUGCAUGGAUAAGGGAAAUAUAAUUGGCCAGAUGGAAAAUGUUAUGAAGGUUAGUGGGAAAAUAAUAAAAUGUAGGGAAAAGGGGUUUUUAUAUGGAAUGAUGGAAAUAGAUAUGAAGGAGAAUAUUAUGAUGAUUUGAAAAAUGGAUUUGGUGUGUUUUAUUAUUCAAAUGGUAUGUAAUUUAUAGGUAAUUGGAAAAAUGGAAAAUAACAUGGAGAAGGGGUUAUUGUAGAUAAAAAUAAAAAAGAAUAAAAAACUAAAUGGGAUAAUGGUGUUUUAAUACAAUGGUUUAUUUAUUUUAUAAUAUAUUUUUGA
This is a messenger RNA of Ichthyophthirius multifiliis, 1068 nucleotides long. Its product is annotated as MORN repeat protein. The transcript has 2 exons. The annotation marks the transcript as partial. NCBI's taxonomy places the organism in Eukaryota, Ciliophora, Oligohymenophorea, Hymenostomatida. The record is from RefSeq and is a predicted model, not a curated record.